AAAAAACUUUCAGGAACGGGGUAGUAUCUACCUAUCAGAAGGGAGAGAUUGUGUGAUUUUUUUUUUUGAUUUUUUUUUAUAAUAAAUUAUUGUGAGAUAUUGAAUUUGUUAAAAAGAAAAAGGUGUACCAAUAAAUGACAAUAGGAUUUAUUGGGUCUGUACAUAGUGGUAUCGAAGCUGGUGGAGUGAUUGCAUUGAGGAUAUUAGAAGUGUUGGUGAUUAAAUUGAAGCAAUUUUGUUUUCAAUUCAAGUUAUCAUCUCCAUCCCCAGAAUUCACUAACGGAGUUACACGAAUUUCCCUCUGCGCUAAGAAAGUCCGGAAAAAGGGAUUAAAUCCAAAUGGCUGCAACAAAUACCCUCAGCCACAUCCCUGAAAUAGUUGAAAAGGAAAGGGAAGACAUAGUUGUACAUAAUGAAGCAGAAAACAGGAUUGAAAUCUGCAACAACGACAACAAUAUAGUGGAAAUCAUUACACCUUCCAUAAAGAAAAAGAAAGGAGGAUGGAAAUGGGCCUAUUUCGUCUUAGCGAACCAAGCGUUGGCGACACUGUCAUUCUUCGGAGUAGGCGUAAACCUAGUGUUGUUCUUAACAAGAGUACUGAAACAAGACAAUGCCGUUGCUGCUAACAAUGUUUGUAUAUGGACUGGAACCGUUUACCUAUUCUCAGUGGUUGGCGCGUUCCUUAGUGAUGCUUACUGGGGUCGUUUCCUCACUUGCACCGUCUUCCAGCUCAUUCUUCUCUUGGGGUUGACGCUACUUUCAGUAACGUCAUGGCUAUUUUUAUUGACUCCAAAAGGUUGUGGUGAUGGUAAGUUAGAGUGUCAUGAGACAUCGUUCCUUAGCCAAAUAAUCUUCUACGUAUCGAUUUACAUGGUGGCAUUGGGGUACGGAGGCCACCAACCAACAUGUGCUACGUUCGGGGCGGACCAAUUCGACGACUCCGACCCGAAAGGAGAAGGUUCAAAAGCAGCAUUCUUUUGCUACUUUUACUUUGCACUAAAUUGUGGCUCUUUGUUUUCCAACACUGUUUUGGUGUACUACGAGGACAACGGGUCAUGGACUUUCGGGUUUUGGGUAUCGACAGCUGCCGCUGUUUUGGGUGUUGUGUUGUUUUUAGCCGGUACGCCCGGGUACCGGUUCGUUAAGGCGCGCGGCAACCCGUUGCCGCGCGUUGCUCAAGUGUUUGUCGCCGCGUAUAGGAAGCGAAGAGUGGCAAUUGCUGCUCCAAAUGAGCUAUAUGAAGUGGAAUGUUCUGAGUCUGCUAUUAAAGGAACUAGGAAGAUUGAACACUCUAAUUAUUUUAGGUUCUUAGACAAAGCAGCAACCAUAACUCAGCAAGACGUACACGAUCCAAGGAACCCAUGGCAUAUUUGCACCAUCACACAAGUAGAGGAAGCCAAAUGUGUCCUAAAACUGACCCCUUUGUGGCUUACCACCAUCAUCUACUCCGUCAUCUUCACUCAAAUGGCGUCGCUCUUUGUCGAGCAAGGCGAUGUAAUGGACACUAGAAUCGGGAACUUCCACUUCCCGGCGGCGAGCAUGUCCGUAUUCGACAUCUCUAGCGUACUCGUCUGCACGUGUAUUUAUCGACACAUACUCGUCCCUGUAAUUGGGAGGAUAAGCGGAAACCCUAAGGGGUUGACUGAGCUCCAGAGGAUGGGGGUAGGGCUAAUCAUUGGUAUGCUAGCUAUGGUAGCCGCUGGGGUCACUGAGAUUGAGCGUCUGAAAAGAGUGGUCCCACAUGAGAAAAGCAGCUCUAUGAGCGUGUUGUGGCAGAUCCCACAAUACGUCCUUAUGGGGGCAUCAGAGGUUUUUAUGUACGUUGGACAACUCGAGUUUUUCAACGGGCAGGCUCCCGACGGGAUAAAAUCCUUCGGGAGCUCGCUCUGCAUGGCGUCCAUGUCCGUCGGAAACUAUGUUAGUAGCCUAUUAGUUAACAUGGUUAUGUUAAUCACCGCGAGAGGUGCUAACCCCGGGUGGAUUCCUUUGGAUUUAAACGCCGGGCACGUCGAUAGGUGGUACUUCCUUAUUAUGGUGCUUACGGGUGUUGAUGUUGUCAUAUAUGUGCUCUUUGCUAGGUGGUACAAGCCAUCUACAUUCAUUGAGACUAGCCAUAAGCUUGAGGUGGAGACUAGAUUUGAUGGAGUUGUUGAACAAGAUGAAGAUGAAGAUGAAGCUAUUAAAAAAGUACUACCUCCGUUUCAGAAAGUUCUUUACGCUUUGGAAAAUGUGUCCAAAGUAUGAAAACUUUGACCGUAAAUUCCCACUAUUAUAUACAUCAAAAUGUUACAUGUAAGAUCAUGUUAGAUUGGUCUCGUUAUUCAUUUUGAGAAUAUUAACUUUUUAUAAUUUUUUUCCAUACAAAAUUGGAUAUAUUAACGGUCAAACAUUGCACCGGAGUCCGUGCAAAUAGUAAGUGUAAAGAUCUUUUUGAAACGGAGGAAGUAUCAACUUAAAUUAAUUAGCUUUUGGGGGUUUUAAUUAUGGAUUAGGGUAGUCAUUAAUUUUUUUAAUCUUAAAUUCUUAAUGUUAUGACAAAUUACAAUGGUGUUGUAGUUUGA
Messenger RNA from Spinacia oleracea (spinach), 2561 nucleotides. RefSeq names its product protein NRT1/ PTR FAMILY 7.1. Bases 340 to 2244 code for a protein of 634 amino acids. Gene Ontology annotation, molecular function: transmembrane transporter activity. The transcript is spliced from 6 exons. The record is from RefSeq and is a predicted model, not a curated record. Gene Ontology annotation, cellular component: membrane. Gene Ontology annotation, biological process: transmembrane transport. Lineage: Eukaryota; Viridiplantae; Streptophyta; Magnoliopsida; Caryophyllales; Amaranthaceae.